AGAGAGAGAGAGAGAGGGGGGAGCGGGGAGGCGGCGGCCGCCAUUUCAGGGAGUCGCAGGCAGCGUCGCUCGGCCGGACUCCCCCUCCCUUCCCCCGCCCGGUGCGGGCUCGCCGGCCUCCUCCCGCCCGUCAGCCCGCGCCCUCCGCGCCGGCCGUGGGGCCGGCCGGUCACCGCGGCCUAGGUCGGAGCGCCCAACGCUAGCGGCGGCGGUGGCUGCACCGGACCGGACCGGACCGGGACCCCGCGCCCCGAGCUCCCCCCGCGCCUCCGAGCCCUCACAGGUGCGCCGCCGGGAUGGCCGACGACAUCGACAUCGAAGCGAUGCUCGAGGCCCCCUACAAGAAGGAUGAGAACAAGUUGAGCAGUGCUAACGGACACGAAGAGCGCAGCAAGAAGAGAAAAAAGAGCAAGAGCCGAAGCCACAGUCAUGACCGGAAGAGAAGCAAAAGCAAGGAGAGGAAAAGGAGCCGGGACCGCGAGAGGAAAAAAAGCAAAAGCCGCGAAAGGAAGCGCAGUCGGAGCAAAGAACGCAGGCGCAGCCGCUCCCGGAGCCGAGAGCGCCGUUUCCGAGGCCGCUACCGGAGUCCCUAUUCCGGGCCCAAGUUUAACAGCGCCAUCCGAGGAAAGAUGGGCUUGCCUCAUAGCAUCAAAUUAAGCAGACGCCGCUCCAGAAGUAAAAGUCCAUUCAGAAAAGACAAGAGCCCGGUGAGGGAGCCCAUCGAUAACCUGACUCCCGAGGAGAGAGAUGCCCGCACGGUGUUCUGCAUGCAGCUGGCGGCCCGCAUUCGGCCGAGAGACCUGGAGGAGUUCUUCUCCACCGUUGGCAAGGUCCGGGACGUGAGGAUGAUUUCCGACCGGAACUCGCGGCGUUCCAAAGGCAUCGCGUACGUGGAGUUCGUCGACGUCAGCUCGGUGCCUCUCGCGAUCGGCUUAACCGGCCAACGGGUCCUGGGGGUCCCCAUCAUAGUUCAAGCGUCCCAGGCCGAGAAGAACCGCGCGGCCGCGAUGGCCAACAACCUCCAGAAGGGCAGUGCCGGGCCGAUGCGGCUCUACGUGGGCUCGCUCCACUUCAACAUCACGGAGGACAUGCUGCGGGGCAUCUUCGAGCCCUUUGGCAGGAUCGAGAGCAUCCAGCUGAUGAUGGACAGUGAAACCGGACGUUCCAAGGGAUAUGGAUUUAUCACGUUUUCCGAUUCGGAGUGCGCCAAGAAAGCCCUGGAGCAGCUGAACGGAUUCGAGCUGGCGGGGCGGCCCAUGAAGGUGGGCCACGUGACAGAGCGCACCGACGCCUCCAGCGCCAGCUCCUUCUUGGACAGCGACGAGUUGGAGAGGACCGGGAUCGACCUGGGGACGACGGGCCGCCUGCAGCUCAUGGCCAGGCUGGCCGAGGGUACUGGCUUACAGAUUCCCCCCGCGGCCCAGCAGGCCCUGCAGAUGAGCGGAUCCUUAGCGUUCGGGGCCGUCGCGGAUUUGCAAACAAGACUCUCCCAGCAGAGUGAAGUCACGGCGUUGGCUGCCGCUGCCUCCGUACAACCACUUGCCACUCAGUGUUUCCAGCUGUCCAACAUGUUCAACCCACAGACGGAAGACGAGCUGGGCUGGGACACGGAGAUUAAGGACGACGUGAUCGAAGAGUGUAACAAGCACGGAGGAGUCAUCCACAUUUACGUCGAUAAGAACUCAGCUCAGGGCAACGUGUACGUCAAGUGCCCCUCCAUCGCGGCGGCCAUCGCGGCGGUCAACGCGUUGCACGGAAGGUGGUUUGCAGGUAAGAUGAUCACCGCCGCCUACGUCCCGCUCCCGACGUAUCACAACCUCUUCCCCGACUCCAUGACCGCCACACAGUUACUGCUUCCGGUUCGACGAUGAAGGAGGAGAGCCUAGUCCCGUUUUUGUACAUAGCUUUCUUUUUUUUUUUUUUUUUGGAGGAAUAUUCAUCCCGAGUUAUCUUUUAUUUAGGUAAAACUAAAGAGGAAAGGGUCUCUUGUCGUUCAUGUUCCACUUGCCGUUGACCACGGGAAAAAAUUCAGAAACGUCAGCAGGAGCGCCGCGCCCGGGCCAGCGGCCCCGCGGCCGUGUCGCCGCCGGGCCGCGGACGGCGGGGCGGAGGAGUCCCCGGCGCUCGGAGGGGCGGCCCUUCCCCGAGAGGAAGGCGGCGGUGGGGGUGGCGAGACCUUUUUACCGUUUUGACGAGCCUGGACCUGCGGAGCGGCGGUUCCAUCUGACCUCUCGACCCAAGCCGCCCGGGCCCUAGGGGCUGGCCGUCGUCCGCCCCGGGGGCCGGCGGGGGGAAGCCCCCGGAACAGGCGACGGACGGUCGGUCCGGCGGGGGCGGCGGGGGGAGACGGCGCGGGCCGGACGGCGAUCCUCCCCGCGCGCGGUCCGGAGGCGGGCGCGGCGGCCGGCCGGGAAGGGGAGACGGCCAGGGCCCUGGCUCUCGGUGGUAACUUUUCAAUUAACGUAUCUCGUACACGUUUCUUUGUAAAUACCGUGUGUUCUGGUGUGUCUCCGAGGCCCAAACAAAGCGAUCCCUGCCUUUCCUCGGCUCCCGGUCUCGGCGGGCGGGCGGGGCGCCGGCCCCCCGCCCCCUCGGAGCGGGGACCAGGAAGUACAGAAAGGCGUUUUGUCUGGUUGCAUAUAAUCUUUGCUCUUUUUAAGCUCUGUGAGCUCUGAAAUCUAUUUUUGGGUUACUUCAGUGUGUUGGACAAGACAGCUUGGUAUUUCUAUCAAAUGACUUUCAUAUUGCAACAAUCUUUGUAAGAACCACUCAAAAUAAAAUUCUCUUAAAAAGGC
Messenger RNA from Ornithorhynchus anatinus (platypus), 2795 nucleotides. RefSeq names its product RNA binding motif protein 39 (gene RBM39). The record is from RefSeq and is a predicted model, not a curated record. Gene Ontology annotation, cellular component: nucleus. Gene Ontology annotation, molecular function: RNA binding. The transcript is spliced from 17 exons. Bases 297 to 1871 code for a protein of 524 amino acids. Gene Ontology annotation, biological process: mRNA processing. NCBI's taxonomy places the organism in Eukaryota, Metazoa, Chordata, Mammalia, Monotremata, Ornithorhynchidae.